Micropterus salmoides (largemouth bass) is the source of this 3766-nucleotide messenger RNA. It is a transcript of the gene reep1, whose product is annotated as receptor accessory protein 1. The record is from RefSeq and is a predicted model, not a curated record. NCBI's taxonomy places the organism in Eukaryota, Metazoa, Chordata, Actinopteri, Centrarchiformes, Centrarchidae. The coding region runs from base 731 to 1648 and encodes 305 amino acids. Gene Ontology annotation, molecular function: microtubule binding. Gene Ontology annotation, cellular component: cytoplasmic microtubule; endoplasmic reticulum tubular network; endoplasmic reticulum membrane. Gene Ontology annotation, biological process: endoplasmic reticulum tubular network organization. The transcript has 8 exons.
GAAGUGGUAUAAGGCUCAGAUUCAAUUUAUUUAAAGUGACAGCAAGUGACAAAGGCAUUAACAUUUAAUUAACUUGUUUCUUUCCUUAAAGUAGAGAAUCAUCUAAUGCAAUCCCACGUUAUAGCUACUGUAAUACUGAGGCCCUGUCUUGAACAUUGAUUCUGAGCUGUAUUGUUUUACUUUAUAUUAUUUUAACAUGUAGAACUUUUUCUCCUGCCCUUUUUAUAGACAAAACAAUCUUGCAAAUAAGCAGCAGGUUUAUUGACAAUGAAACUACUUCUGCCUUAGUCAUGGUGCAUAUUUCUAAAAAAAAAAAAAAAAAGUAUUUCACCUAGGAUUAGUACCUUCAGGAUCUCUGGGGCAAAUAAUAAGGCUGCUGUGGCCAGUCUGCUGGUGCAUUAUGCUUAAUGGGACCUUCGAGCCCCAUACUCUCUGCAAAGGGAAAGAGGUGGAGGUUGUUAAUGUGGAUCCAGCAGAAAGCCCACUGAGUUAAUCAGAUCAUAUCACAUCUGAACAGACUUUUUGCCAAGAAGACUCAUAUUUACCCACCCUUUGCUGCUUAUCUGUGUUGACUGUGCAAUGCAACACUGCCAUCUAUGGAAAAGAGUUAUAGUCCGCUCACUGUUUAUCUUGCAUCACGUUGCCGCCUGUGUGCGUCCAGACGCAGCCGCCUGUCAUCUGGAGGAAACUCCUCCCAACAGACAGCGCGUCCUGUCGCCUUUGCAGCGCAAUGGUCUCCUGGAUCAUCUCUAGACUUGUGGUACUUGUGUUUGGUACACUUUAUCCUGCAUACUCAUCCUAUAAAGCUGUGAAGUCAAAAGAUGUGAAAGAAUAUGUGAAAUGGAUGAUGUACUGGAUAAUAUUUGCCCUAUUCACUACUGUGGAAGUAUUUACAGAUAUGUUUCUUUGUUGGCUUCCUUUCUACUAUGAACUGAAGAUAGCCUUUGUAGUGUGGCUGCUGUCCCCUUACACUAAAGGGUCCAGUGUGCUAUACAGGAAAUUUGUUCAUCCCACACUUUCCUCAAAAGAAAAGGACAUUGAUGACUAUAUUGGCCAAGCGAAGGACAAAAGCUAUGACACACUGGUGCAUUUUGGGAGAAAAGGGUUGAAUGUUGCAGCCACCGCUGCAGUCAUGGCUGCAACAAAGAGCCAAGGGGUCCUGUCAGACAGACUGAGGAGUUUCAGCAUGCAGGAUCUGUCUUCCUAUCAGUCUGAACCUGUUAACACUGGCCCUGGCACUACGCAGCCUGCAGCAGCACAGCAUCGGACCAGAACUAUGAUGCGCAGCAAGUCUGAGAGCCACAACAAGGGACAGGAUUUUGACAUGACUGAAUACGAGGUGUUGGGGUUGGACCAAUGGGACUCCAAGGGGUUGCUGUACCAGACCAUUUCACCUUCUGAGUCUGAGUCCACACACAUUACGCCCUCCUCACUGACAUCCCAGUCCUCCCAACCUCCCACACCCUCUCCACCUCCCACUCCUCCAGCUCCGGAGCAGCCUGAGGAUGUGGGGAAAGGGGUACAGGCAGCAUCAAGCUCUCCACAGCUCAGGCUGAGUAAGAGGAAGGCUCCUGAGCCUCCUCUUAGAGUCUUAAGGCCUCUCACAAGAUCCAGGAGUGCUCUUUCUUCGAACAAUGAAGCCAUGUGAAACUGUCCUAAAGACUACUCCAGCUGCCUUUGCUGCAAGAAGAGAAAAUACUGAAUGGCCAAAAGUUACAUGACUGAAGCAGCCUUGCUUCAGAAUAAGGUAUUACCAAAGUGACCUAUGAUGACCCCUCUAUAUAUAUAUAUAUAGUAUAUAGCUUGUGGCUCAUGAUUUAAAAAAAAUGAGGUUUGAGACAUUAAGAUAGAACAAAUGAAUGAAUGGGCUCCAUUCUGAUAAACAUUUUGAGUUUGUGGGUAAUUGAAUAUGCAUUUAUGUAUACAGGUUGUGUGAACUUCAUCUUUCUGAUUUGAUUGUUUUUAUAUAUCAGGUAAGGGUAGGCAAUCGCAUGUGUGUCUUCCCAGUCAUUUGUCCGCUGUUUAUUAAAACAGAAUGUACUGUCACUGAAUACUACAGCUGGCAUUGAGAGCGACAUGGUCAAUGUGGGAGAACGUGUUAAAAGCCAAGGAUCAAAAGAAAAAGCAUGGCUAUUCAAUCUGAGAAACAUCUGUGAGCAGCUCAAUCCUGUAAUGACAAAUUAUCAUUGUUAUCAUAUUAUUGUCAAGGUAUUGACAAAAACAUAAGACAACCUACCUUGUAGUAAUGAAAAGUCAGACAGCAGUGGCAGACAAUAUUCUGUUAUUUACCUCUCUAUAAAAGCCUUAAAGAAAGACAUAGCAGAGACACAUAAUUAAAAAAUGUCUCCACACAUGAUAUAACACAACUAUGUUCUCAUUAAACAAUCAUUUUGUACUAUAUUUUGAAUCCAAAAGUACUGCCCUCAAUAGUCUAAAAUGGCCAAAAACUGUAUAAAACAAUAAUCAUAACAGAUUAGUAGUUAAUUUAAUUAAUUAAUUAAUUUCUUAAUCAUUAAUGCUAUUUUUUUCUGCAGUAAAGAAAUAAUUACUCAUGUAACAAUCAAUAGACCACAGAUAUAUUAAGUCACUACUACAAGAGGUUUUCCCAAUGGAGCAGACUGUUUUUGACAAUCUACUGUUCAGUUUGUACACACCUUUUGUUCAUCACUCGAAAAUUUAUUUGGCAAUUUAAGGCCAAUUAGAAAUAUGUCCCUUUCAGCUGUAGCAAAAAUAGGAUAAAACAUGAAUAAGUAUUUACUGUAUAUAAACAUGGUUCUAUUGUCCAUGUUUGAAAUCACUGUGUAAUGCUCUGCUGUUAACUGAGCAACACUAAACUCAACGAUCUUACCUUCUACUUGCUUCUAUUAUUUUUUAGGAAUUCAUUAAGAGUGACUUUAUCAGUUUGCAGGUUUACAAACUUACAUUUAACUUAAUAUUGCGUGGUGAUACACUGUAUGUUUUCAUCCUGUACUUUACUCACUGAGCCUGAUUCAUAGCAACAUUUUACACAUAGUAUCACAGUGUUGGUUGUUGAUGGGUGGACUUAGGCUGGCAGUAGAUUUAUCAUUUUCAUCAGUGUAUCUGUAUCAUUUACGGUGGUUUGAAGUUUGAAUCAAAAGCUUCUCAGGUACAACUGUUCUGUUUACACAUCAUUCACUCUGAUGUUGUAGAUACACUUGUUAUGCACAUGAAAUGUCCUUUUAAUGGAUAAAUGGUGAAAAAAUAUGAUUGUUUCAGCAUUAGUAGUAUCAGUGUUGUUAGAGGUGAUUUCAUUCUAUUAAAAUUCAUGCAAAGUAAAACAUAAAAAAAUAUGUUGCUCAGUAGCAGAUUUGUAUACUUGUGCGUAGACUGAUGAAUUCAUCAUUGCAUGAUGCUUGUUUUUAAUUUCUUUGAAAAUUGGAUUUCUUAAGUGAUUUUCUGUGAAGCUGUUGGCCUCUUCAGACACCUUGCUGGUAAACAAUGAAUUCAUGUUUUGUUGCUUUGUAGAAAGAAUAUGAAAUGUUAUAACUAUACAUACAUGUUGGUUAUGCAUAUGAAUAAGAUGUCUUAGUUACUGAUCAAUUAGCCACUUUAUUCUUGAAUAAGAAAUUUUGUUCUGGCAGGCCAGAAUGUCAAAUUACUUAAAUUUCAACUUUAUUGUAAAGUAUUAAAAAAAACAGCAGUUAAGUGAUGACAUGAUGGUUUAUGGCUAUCAAUUUAUUGUUCUACUAGGUUAAAUGUUUGUUUAAAUUGAUUUACAGCCAUUAAAUAUUAAAGGAAAACUCUU